Messenger RNA from Maudiozyma saulgeensis, 1029 nucleotides. The record is from the annotation of a GenBank genome assembly. NCBI's taxonomy places the organism in Eukaryota, Fungi, Ascomycota, Saccharomycetes, Saccharomycetales, Saccharomycetaceae.
AUGUCUGUCUUCGUCUCUGGUGCUACUGGUUUUAUUGCUCAACACAUUGUUGGUCAAUUGCUAGAUGAAAACUAUAAAGUUAUAGGUUCUGCUAGAUCUCAAGCUAAGAUCGAUGAUUUACAAAAAAAGUUUGGUAAUAACCCAAACCUUUCUAUGGUUAUUGUUCCAGAUAUUAGUAAAUUAGAUGCUUUUGAUGAAGCAUUUAAGACUCAUGGUAAGGAUAUCAAAUAUGUUCUUCACACUGCUUCACCUUUUAAAUUCGACGUCAACGAUUAUGAAAAGGAUUUAUUAAUUCCAGCAAGAAAUGGUACUUUAGGUAUCUUAGAAGCCAUUAAGAAAUACGCGGCUGAUACAGUUGAAAGAUUUGUCAUUACCUCCAGUUUUGCUGCUGUUUUUGAUCUGGGUCGUCUAACAGAUGAUGAUCUUACUUUCACCGAAGAAUCUUGGAACCCUGAUGACUGGAACAGUUGUCAAAGAGAUGGUGGUUCAGCUUACUGUGGUUCCAAGAAAAUUGCUGAAGAGACCGCAUGGAACUUUUAUAAUGAAAACAAAGAUGUUGUAAAGUUUAAGAUGACUGCUAUCAACCCGGUCUAUGUAUUUGGUCCACAAAGGUUUGACUCAGAUGUCACCAAAACUUUGAACACUUCUUGUGAAUUUAUCAAUGCCGCUUUACAUUCUACUCCAGAUAAGUUACCCCAACCCUUUGCUGGUGGCUACAUUGAUGUUCGUGAUGUUGCUAAAGCACAUUUGUAUGCUUUCCAAAAGGAAAACACUAUUGGUCAAAGAUUAAUCAUGAGUGAAGGUAAAUUCAGUACUCAAGAUAUCUUAAACUAUUUGAAUGCUGAUUUCCCAGUUUUGAAGGGUUCUAUUCCAGUUGGUAAUCCAAGUGAAGCAUUAGAACAUAAUACAUCUGGCGCUAAGACCGAUAACCAUAAGACUAAAGAUAUUUUAGGUUUCAAGUUUAUUGGUUUGAAGCAAACAAUCGAUGAAACAGCCGCUCAAAUUUUAAAGCAGGAAGGUAGAUUAUAA